AUGGCCUCCAACCAGAACCAAGCGAGCUACGCGGCCGGCGAGACAAAGGCCCGCACCGAGGAGAAGGCCGGGCAGAUGGUGGGCACCACCAAGGACAAGGCGGGGCAGGCCACGGAGACCACGAAGCAGAAGGCCGGCGAGGCCAAGGACAAGACGGCCCAGACGGCGCAGGCCGCCAAGGACCGCGCCGCCGAGAGCAAGGACCAGACCGGCAGCUACCUCGGCGAGAAGACGGAGGCGGCCAAGCAGAAGGCGUCGGAGACGGCGCAGUACGCGCAGGAGAGGUCCUCCGACGCCGCGCAGUACACCAAGGAUUCCGCCGUCGCCGGCAAGGACAAGACCGGGAGCGUGCUCCAGCAGGCCGGCGAGACGGUGGUGAGCGCCGUGGUCGGCGCCAAGGACGCGGUGGCGAACACCCUGGGCAUGGGCGGUGACAACACCACCAAGGACACCACCACCACCAGGAAUCACUAG
Triticum turgidum subsp. durum (durum wheat) is the source of this 474-nucleotide messenger RNA. Lineage: Eukaryota; Viridiplantae; Streptophyta; Magnoliopsida; Poales; Poaceae. The record is from the annotation of a GenBank genome assembly.